AUGAGCUCAAUCAAUAAGCUUCUGGAGGGGAAGAUUGAUUUCGAGGGCCAGAAGCUCGCUGAGAGGAUAUAUACUGUUGCUUUGGCCGCGAUCACGACAUUAGCGUUUAUUGCGGGCUUCGUCGCGCAGGAUAUUCGACUUACGUUCGCGAUAGUCGCAGUGGGAAGUCUUGGCGUAGCCGCGAUCGUCGUUCCGCCAUGGCCAAUGUUCAACAAGCACCCUGUACAGUGGCUACCCAAGAUCGAGGAUAAGAAGAGCAAGUGA
Messenger RNA from Peniophora sp. CBMAI 1063, 264 nucleotides. Lineage: Eukaryota; Fungi; Basidiomycota; Agaricomycetes; Russulales; Peniophoraceae. The record is from the annotation of a GenBank genome assembly.